This is a messenger RNA of Camelina sativa (false flax), 359 nucleotides long. Its product is annotated as calmodulin-2. Gene Ontology annotation, cellular component: myosin II complex. Lineage: Eukaryota; Viridiplantae; Streptophyta; Magnoliopsida; Brassicales; Brassicaceae. The record is from RefSeq and is a predicted model, not a curated record. Gene Ontology annotation, molecular function: calcium ion binding.
CAUCUCUAAUUUACACACACACGUUGAUUCCUCUUCUCUCUUUCUCGUGUUCUCAUCGUUGGCCUAAAACAAGAGAAGCAAAAAUGGCAGAUCAGCUCACCGAUGAUCAGAUCUCUGAGUUCAAGGAAGCUUUUAGCCUAUUCGACAAAGACGGAGAUGGUUGUAUCACGACGAAAGAGCUGGGAACGGUGAUGAGAUCACUAGGACAAAACCCAACAGAAGCAGAGCUACAAGAUAUGAUUAACGAAGUUGAUGCUGAUGGUAACGGAACCAUAGACUUCCCUGAGUUUCUCAACCUUAUGGCUAGGAAGAUGAAAGACACUGACUCUGAGGAAGAGCUCAAAGAAGCUUUCAGGGUU